This is a messenger RNA of Atta colombica, 657 nucleotides long. RefSeq lists its product as uncharacterized. Bases 1 to 657 code for a protein of 218 amino acids. The transcript has 4 exons. The record is from RefSeq and is a predicted model, not a curated record. Lineage: Eukaryota; Metazoa; Arthropoda; Insecta; Hymenoptera; Formicidae.
AUGCGAAUCUCUCGUACGUUUGCGCUAGCCAUCCUAUGUGUCUACCUUCGUGAUAUUUAUGUCGCCACUUUAUCUCAAAGUAGCGGUUGGUUUGCGCGCGAUAAGAGAUACCUGGUGUAUCCGCCGCCCGGAAACAAUACUCCUACGAAAGUUCAGUUAAUCCUCGGCCUCGGUUUACCCAUGGAAGUUGACGUCAGCAUGAUUAUCGGCUACGUGAUGAAAUUUAAUUACGUCCUGCCCUUUAACGCCUCGUACUUGACGGAUCCAUACGUCCGCUAUGACAGAUCGAUCAACCGCCAUGUCGAGCCUGAUGGAAAUGACGCCUCUUCACCAAAUGCGAAAGCGAUGAUAUCCAGAUGGGAAUGUUACGAAAUCCUCGAAUCGGUCUUCGAAACCACACGUUCGGGGAAAGCCUGUCUUUUGAAAACUAUUUGCGAAGCCGCAGCAGUGCCUUUUAGACGGAGCGAUACUUUGACUGCACAGCUCGCCCAUAUUUUCUUCACGCCUUCUACUACACCUGAAUCAUUCAGUAAUGCCUUCGAUCAAGAAUAUCGUGCCGCCGAAAUCGCAGGUCAACAAGAUUCCAACAGCUGUGACAAUUUAUUUCCGGAAUGCACGGAAAGCCUUUUAGAUUAUUUUACUGAAAUAUUAGAAUAA